This is a messenger RNA of Magallana angulata, 2628 nucleotides long. RefSeq lists its product as uncharacterized. The transcript has 4 exons. NCBI's taxonomy places the organism in Eukaryota, Metazoa, Mollusca, Bivalvia, Ostreida, Ostreidae. The record is from RefSeq and is a predicted model, not a curated record. Bases 59 to 958 code for a protein of 299 amino acids.
AUAUAAUUUGACUUAGUUUAGCCAAUAAUGUUAAUUCAUUUAUGUGUGAUUUUAUAGGAUGGAAAUGUUUGUGUUUUGUGUAUACCUGUUUGCAGUCUAUGAAUUUACAUCGGCACAGAAUAGUGGCGGUAGCGAUUUAACACCACGCCAAGUGCUUUCAGAACUGAAUGAUAUGCAUACAGAUUUUCCAAACAAAAUGAUAAAGCCAAUACUGAUGGAACUAGAAAAGAAGCCGAGACUGAUAAAUGACAUUAAAAACAAAGACUUGGAAUUGAGAGCUGCACACGACACCAAUUCUGUAAUCAAAUUGAAUCCCGUAAACAUGACAUCGGACACAGGUUCAAUGCAAAUCUCACAUGCUGCCAAGUCGGAAUUCCAGAUUAAACCACAAAGAUCAAAUGAAGUAAUAUCUCUUAAACGAAAUGCAUUAGAAAAAGUAUCAACGGAUCUGUCUAAACAAAAUAAAAUAUAUAUUCUGAAUUUACCCUCUCGAACAUUCCAAGAAAAUGAUAUCGAAGCUAAUAAUAAUCAUGGAAUUAUUUAUGAUGUUCCAAAUUCUGUGAGGAAACUUCAAAUAAUAUCAUCAAACGCAGCUGAUAAUUUGCCUCAAGUUACAGGUUCUUUUACAAUAACAAAUCAACAAGCCCAGUUGGUUGCAGGACCCACAAGUGUCAAUAGGAUAACAAAUCCUAGAAGAGUUGUUUUGCUCCAGCGGAUUUUACCGAGGAGAAUAGUCCUUCCCUCAACAAACAUAAUACCAGUUUUUAAUAGGCCUCCUUUAUUGCCCGUGUUGAGGCCCGUUGGCAUAAAUCCAGUGCCGAUGCCUUUUUCACACCUCAUACCACUCAAUGAACCGGGACCGGGAACCUUGAUUCCUGUUGGAAUGCCUGCCCCAUUGUGUUUUUGCUCUGCACAACAACCACAGUGUUGUCCACUGAAGAGAGUGCUUAUCUAUUGAAUGAGUGUAUAAAGAAAAGAGGGCUUACAUCAUAUGGCAAUGACCGUCAACUACAGUAAAUCAGAAAUCAUUUCCGUCUACUGCUGAAUUUUGAAUCAUUUUGAAUGUCUUUUUAUAUUUAAAUAUGAUGCUUGUGAAACGUUUUAUGAAUGUAUUUUUUAAUUGAUCGUGUGAUCAUUUAUAAAUUGUUUGCAAUUAUAUUGUUAUGUAAAUUUAUUCAGGCAUACAUAUACGCACAUAAACCUAUUGAUUUCUUUGUUAAGGUUUCCAUAAAAUUUUGAUGAAGCAAAAUAAAAAGUUAUACUCCUUGUUUGGUUGAAAAAAAAAUGUUUAGAAUAGUUCAUGCUGUUAAAAACUUUGUGGUAUCAAUGCAUUUUUCACGUUUAUAUGCUACUUUAUCACGGUGGAUAAAAUAAGUUAAUUACUUGAUAAAUGAAUUAGGCCUCUAAUUUUAAGUAUAAUUAUUUUAAAAUUAAGGGACAAGUUAAACGCCGAGAUAUUUUUUCAAUAUUUUGGAAUUUUGCCAAAAAAGACUCGGUUGCAAAUAAAAAUUUUAAGACCUUAAAUUUUAAUUUUAAUUAAUAAAUGAUAUGAUAAUCGAAAUCAGAUGUAAAAAAAACUUGAUUAAACUAAAAAGUUAAUAUUUCGAAUGAAAAAUAUAACGGAGUUACAUUGAAUCAAUUAUACAUGUAAUAUUCAACAACUUCGAAACAAAUUUUGAUAUACUAAAAUUUCAAAACUGAAUUAAUUUCAGAUGAUUUUUUUUUAUAUUUUAAAUAUAGAUAAUUGAUAGAUGAUAAUCACUUUUAAAUGUCAUAAGAGACUAAAUGCCAUCAAUAACAUGUUUAAAAAUGCAUCAAAAAACAUAAAUAGGAAUGCGAUUUGUUGAUAAAAUUAGACAUUAAAAUGUUUAUUUUGCAUUCAUACCACAAACCAUCAUGCCUUAACACCACCAACUACCCUCCAAAAACAAUAAAUAAAAUAAACGUUUUGGUUACGAGUUAAAACACAUUUAACAGAACAAAAAACUAAGAAAAUGAAUGCAAAAAGGUAAAUGAACUUUGUGUAAGAAUGAACAAUAUACAUGUAUCUAGCUAACUCAUUUUCGUGAUUAAUCUUGAAGUUUAAAGCUGCGCAUUAUAAUUUGUCUUACCUAAUAUCAAUUCUGCCCAAAAUAGAAUUUCAUUAAUUGUACUUCCUUAUUUUUUAUUGAUGAUUUUAAUUUGAUGAUUUUCAUUUUUAUUGAUGAUUUUUGGUACCAACUUUUAAAUUGUGUUCUAAUUUGCAUCUAGUUACUUACCUGCAUGUACUCUACAUUGCUUGGUCUAACAAAAAUAAAGAAACUGCUUGUCAUCCAGCACUUCAAUCAAUCGAUCGAUCGAUCGAUCGAUCGAGAGAGAGAGAGAGAGAGAGAGAGAGAGGGAGAGGGAGAGACUUUAUUAUGAAGUAGCAACUCUAUACUGCUAUUAAAAUUGGUGUGCGAUCGAUUAUUCAUUAAUUUGUAUAGACAAAAAUGUCAGAUGUACUGGAAUAUUGAACUAAUUAUUGAUACAUUGAAGAUGUGCUCUAUAAAGAUCAACCUAUGAAAAAGUGGUAUACUAAAAUAACAUUUCUAAUUGUGAAUACAAGUGAAAUAUCAAAAAAUAAUAAAAUUCAUAAUGCAUCACGAA